GCCUCAUUUGUAAGGUCUAUUUUUUGUACUUAAUUAAGAUAAAUAAUAAUAACCGUCCUAUAUAUAAAGUACGGAGUAUCUUUUUUUACACUUUAAAAACACAAAAUACUCUAUCCCCACUUGUGUUUAUAUGUUUUUAUUGGUGUUCUUUCAAUUUGGUCAUCACAAAAUAUAUUGGAAUAAUAGAUAAUAUUAAUCCCAACUAUACCCGGUCCGCUUUUAAUAAUCCUUAAUAUAGAUUAUUUCCCUAUAGUCCCAACUUUGGGCCCCAUUUUCUUAAAACACUCCGCUACACCGAAGACCGGUAGUAUCAGUAAAUUAAAGUGUUAAACAUCCUAACAGCCAUGUCAUUACUCCAUUCUCAUACCAAACAUAUUUGCUCACCUACCAUCACAGCCGUAGAACAUGAACUUGGAGGAAUAGUCACCUACCACCAGCACCUUGACUGUCUUGCACCGUCGUCAUAGUCGUCGGUAAGUAGGUGAAGAAAUCAGAAUAACUCCAGGUACCCAGACUGUCUUGUGCAUGGUUCUCACAGUCCAAGGUACGAAUUGAGAUGGAUAGUUCAACUGUCAUUACAAUUAAGAUGUGGCAUGGAGGUAUCUUUAAGAAUAACAAUCUGAAAAAGUUGGAGUACGUAGAUGGUGAAUACAAAUGUUUUGAAAUUGAUGCUGAUGAGUUGUGCUGGUUUUGGUUAGAAGAGUUAGCUGGUAAUUAUGGAAAAUGCAGCAGUAUUGAUGACAUUUAUUACUUGAUUCCUGGUCAAAGUCUGCAGAACGGUUUGAGAAGAGUUAAGCUUGAUGAUGAGGUCAGGAAAAUGUACAAAGUAGCUAUGAAAUAUAAGAUCAUUGACUGCUAUAUAAGACAUGGACUAAGCUCACCAGAAUUGGUGCUACUACUUGAAGGUGGUGGGGAAAAUGAAGGGGGGGCUACUGAAAAAUGGGUUAAUGAUGGGGUAAAAGGGAGUUCAAGAAGUUCAGCUGCUGUGAGUGGAACUGAACCAAUUACAAGGAAGGCACAUGUUUUAUUCCAAGUGUGUCACAGAUUAGAUUGUUUGACAGUAAAUUUAGAGGCUAGAACCUGCACUUGUAGGAAGUGGGACUUGAGUGGAAUACCAUGUUGUCAUGCCAUUUCUUGCAUUUUCUUCAUGAAUGAGACUCCUGAGAACUAUGUGCAUACCUGCUACACCAAGGACACUUAUCUGAAAAUGUACUCAGGGGGUAUUGCACCCCUAACUGGAGAGAGACAUUGGCCCAAGGUUGAUAUGCCAAUAGACCCUCCACCUAUUAAGAUUGGGCCAGGUAGACCUAGGAAAAGUAGAAUGAAGUCUCCCCAUGAAAACCCUAAGAAGCCAGGAAAAUUAACAAAACAUGAUGUUGAGAUGUCAUGUAGUGUGUGCAAGUCCAAAGAUCAUAACAAGAGAAAAUGCCCGGAUAAAAACAAGGAAGCUCAACCUGUACAAAAGAAAAGCAGGGACAGGCCCAAGAAAGCUAUCCAAAAUGCAGAAGCACAACAAAGCACUUAUCAAACCACUGCACAACCUACAAGAAUAGGGAGAGGAGGAAGACUUAUUCAAGCAAGAGGAGGAAGUAACACAACUGGUAGAGGCAGCAGACCCGGGGAAACAAGAGGGAGAGGGAGAUUUGGAAGAGGCAGAGGUAAGGGUCAAAUUUCUGUAGACUUUGGAGUCUUUGUUGAUGGAGAAGGCAACACCUGGACUAAUCCUCCCGGCCAAGCUGGUCCAAGUUAUCUAUCAGAGCCUUCAGUUGGUCCUUCAUUUCCUUAGGUUGUUGUCCAAAGUUGCAGUCCAAAGUUGCAGAGAAGAAGUUGAUGUUUAGUAUUGUUAUUAUGUAAUACGUUGCAGACAAGAAGUUGAUGUUUUGUGAUUCUAGACUUUGUUGUAUUUCAAAGCUUUGUAAUGACUUAACUUGGUGUGUUUGUUAGUCCUUUUUUAUCAACUUGCUUGAAGACUUGGUAGUAUUUGGAACCUUUGUAAUGUUUAAUAUUUUGAACUUUUAUGUAAACAGACUUCUAAGUCUGUGGGUUGUUCAUGUUCAAUGAUAUGUGGUUUGUUCCCAGAU
This is a messenger RNA of Cuscuta europaea, 2081 nucleotides long. NCBI's taxonomy places the organism in Eukaryota, Viridiplantae, Streptophyta, Magnoliopsida, Solanales, Convolvulaceae. The record is from the annotation of a GenBank genome assembly.